Messenger RNA from Perognathus longimembris pacificus (Pacific pocket mouse), 2208 nucleotides. It is a transcript of the gene Chn1, whose product is annotated as chimerin 1. NCBI's taxonomy places the organism in Eukaryota, Metazoa, Chordata, Mammalia, Rodentia, Heteromyidae. Gene Ontology annotation, molecular function: ephrin receptor binding; GTPase activator activity. The coding region runs from base 220 to 1599 and encodes 459 amino acids. The transcript is spliced from 14 exons. Gene Ontology annotation, biological process: regulation of small GTPase mediated signal transduction; positive regulation of GTPase activity; ephrin receptor signaling pathway. The record is from RefSeq and is a predicted model, not a curated record.
CUGUGCCGGGCUGCUCUGCUCCCCGCCGUCGCCGUCACCGCCACUGCGGCACCGCCUCUCUUCAGCCGAGCCUCCCGCCCCACAGCGGCUGCCCGCGUCCCGGCCUGCAGCCUCCUCGCACCACGCCCCUCCGAGGAGCGAGCGCUCCCGGGCCGGUGCGGUGAUCCCUGGCCGCCGGGAGGAGCGCGAGCCGCGGCUGGCCGCCUGAGCGCCGCUACCAUGGCCCUAACCCUGUUCGAUACAGAUGAAUAUAGACCUCCUGUUUGGAAAUCUUAUUUAUAUCAGUUGCAACAGGAAGCCCCUCAUCCUAGAAGAAUUACUUGUACUUGUGAGGUAGAAAAUAGACCAAAGUAUUAUGGAAGAGAAUUUCACGGCAUGAUUUCUAGAGAAGCAUCUGACCAGCUCUUGAGUGUGGCUGAGGGGAGCUACCUCAUUCGGGAGAGUCAGCGGCAGCCUGGGACCUACACUUUGGCUUUAAGAUUUGGAAGUCAAACCAGAAACUUCAGGCUCUACUACGAUGGAAAGCACUUUGUUGGGGAGAAACGCUUUGAGUCUAUCCACGAUCUGGUGACUGAUGGCUUGAUUACUCUCUAUAUUGAAACCAAGGCAGCAGAAUACAUUGCCAAGAUGACGAUAAACCCAAUUUAUGAGCACGUAGGAUACACAACCUUAAACAGAGAGCCAGCAUACAAAAAACAUAUGGCAAUCGUGAAAGAGACAAAUGAUGAGAGAGAUGCUACAGGCCAGGAUGGGGUAUCUGAGAAAAGGUUGACAUCACUUGUUAGAAGAGCAACUCUGAAAGAAAAUGAGCAAAUUCCAAAAUAUGAAAAGGUUCACAAUUUCAAGGUCCAUACAUUCCGAGGACCACACUGGUGUGAAUACUGUGCCAAUUUCAUGUGGGGCCUCAUUGCUCAGGGAGUGAAAUGUGCAGAUUGUGGUUUGAAUGUUCAUAAGCAGUGUUCCAAGAUGGUCCCAAAUGACUGCAAGCCAGACUUGAAGCAUGUGAAGAAGGUGUACAGCUGUGACCUAACAACACUUGUGAAAGCACACAUCACUAAGCGGCCAAUGGUGGUAGACAUGUGCAUCAGGGAGAUCGAGUCUAGAGGUCUUAAUUCUGAAGGACUAUACAGAGUAUCAGGAUUCAGUGACCUAAUUGAAGAUGUCAAGAUGGCAUUUGACAGAGAUGGUGAGAAAGCAGAUAUUUCUGUGAACAUGUAUGAAGACAUCAACAUUAUCACUGGUGCACUUAAACUGUACUUCAGGGAUUUGCCAAUUCCACUCAUCACAUAUGACGCCUACCCCAAGUUCAUAGAGUCUGCCAAAAUUAUGGAUCCUGAUGAACAGUUGGAAACCCUUCAUGAAGCAUUGAAACUGUUACCGCCUGCUCACUGCGAAACCCUCCGGUACCUCAUGGCACAUCUAAAGAGAGUGACCCUCCAUGAGAAGGAGAAUCUGAUGAGUGCUGAGAACCUUGGGAUAGUGUUUGGUCCCACCCUUAUGAGAUCCCCGGAACUAGACGCCAUGGCUGCCCUAAAUGAUAUACGGUAUCAGAGACUGGUGGUAGAGCUGCUUAUCAAAAAUGAAGACAUUCUAUUUUAAAUUUCACUUUCAGGGAAAGAAAUGUUUUACAGAUGAAGGAAUGUUUUAUAGUAAUUUAAUUGGCUCCACUAGCUGAAUUAUUUCCUGGUUAGAGGUUUGGGCAAAUAACCAGAUUAAAAUGAAGGAACUUUCUGUCUUUCUGUAGCACCACUCCACUCAGCUGUCCUUGUAAACAGUGAACACAUGCUUUCUGGUUCUAGUAAUCAUGGGUGUUUAUCAUGUUAAGAGAAACUCAAACUAUUGCAUGAUUACCCCUGUUUGAUAAGGAAAACCCCACACCAAGGAAGCAGACCUGUGCCUGCACUGCCUCUCCGUCCUGGGUCAUCUGUGGUUGUCGCCCAGCAUGUUUCCCCGAGAAAACUGUCAUAACUUUGCUUUGGGGGGUCCAUGCCCUUGAUUUCUGAUGCUUGUAUACACAUGCACACACAAAUGGGGAAACAGCACCCCUAGCCAUUGCAUUACCCUAGGCUGUCAUGCACACUUUUUGCAAAUGAUUCAUUUCUGGUUUCUCCUAGCUCUUCUCUAACGUAGUACUUUCUUUGCAGCAAAAUCAAAAAAUGUGUUCCAGAUUUGUUACUUUAAUAAGUUAGCCUACCAAUAAAAAUGUGC